Molecule: messenger RNA, 556 nt
Organism: Drosophila guanche
Lineage: Eukaryota; Metazoa; Arthropoda; Insecta; Diptera; Drosophilidae
Exons: 2
Coding region: 79-519 (146 amino acids)
Source: RefSeq, a predicted model, not a curated record
CCUAAAACUUUCAUUCAAAGAAUCAUUUUCUUUGACAAAACGUCACACAAAAUCGGUUGAAAUAGAACACCAAAAAUCAUGCCGAACUUUAAUGGUGCCAUAAUUGUGCACACACUGCAGCUUCUGAAGCUACCGGCAACACUGCGGCAGAUUGUGAAUACCAUCUCGACGCACACCGAUCUGCCAGAAGAAGCUAUAAAGAAACCCGUGAAGCAGACCCUAGAAAUGGGCAAACGUUUGGGUUUCUUACAGAAAAUGGAUGGUCGUUAUUAUUUGGUACAGAUGACCUUUGAGUCGCUGAUGAGUGAAAUGCAAGCCCUGGAUAUGCCAGAAAAAGCCGAACCUAAGCUAAAGUCCAAAAAAUUUAAGAAGCCACUCAAAUCAGAGGGCAGCUCCUCUAAGAAACAACUCAAGCUCACAGAUAAAGUUAGAAAAGUGGCAGACGACUCUCAAACCUCGACCAUCACUAUGGUGCCUUCUGAGCUGAAAAUAAGCUCGGAACAUAAGGCUGUCAAGUAGUUAAACUAUCUAAAAGUAUGCCAAUUUGAAACCAUUU